Magnolia sinica is the source of this 2321-nucleotide messenger RNA. Its product is annotated as putative recombination initiation defects 3. The coding region runs from base 629 to 1840 and encodes 403 amino acids. The transcript is spliced from 12 exons. The record is from RefSeq and is a predicted model, not a curated record. Gene Ontology annotation, biological process: chromosome organization involved in meiotic cell cycle; meiotic DNA double-strand break formation; embryo sac development. NCBI's taxonomy places the organism in Eukaryota, Viridiplantae, Streptophyta, Magnoliopsida, Magnoliales, Magnoliaceae. Gene Ontology annotation, cellular component: nucleus.
GGUCGGACGCUCAAAGGUCCGACGGGGUCUGAGGCUAUCCGCUUCCGGCUGGCAGGUGCACCGUGUCCUCAAAUGAUUUGAGGAUAUAAUGGGAAUUUCAAUAGAAGAUAGGGGAUGGAAAGGGAAUUCCCGCUAAAACUCCUCACUAUAUAAAGCUCGAACGCCCCGCCUUUCAAAAUUUUGAUUUCCAUUCACUGCAGAAAAGAAACAGAAGCACAGCUCUCUUCUACAGACUCACUGAAGCUAGGAUUUUUAAAUCGUUCGAAGAAGAUCAAUACGUUCUAGAAGUCCUUUCUUCUGUCUUCGAACAAAGUGAGGGUUUUGAUCCAGGCCUCGAUCAUCUGACGAAGCUCAAGGUCAUCAGAAUGCAGUCAUGUGCAAUCCGUUCGAUGAAAUUCCAGGGUCUCCAGUCGUCACGUGAAGCUCUAGACUAAAUCGAUAGGGUUUUCCUGAAUCUCUAUCCUUGGAAUUGAUUUAUCGUUUUCCUGAAUCUUUAUCCUUGGAAUUGAUUUAUCGUUUUCCUGAAUCUUUUUCACUGGAAUUGACUUCUACAUGAUUUGUUGAUGAUUUCGAGCAGUAGAUGGAGACAUAGCAUUUAUGGAGAUUAUGAUCCUCUGAAAUUCAGACAAUGAAGUUGAAGAUCAACAAGGCCUGUGAUCUGAGCUCCAUUUCUGUCCUUCCACCGCAUUCCAGGAGAGGAAAUGCGGUCCCACCAGGAGCAGAUACUUCGGUUUUCGGUAAAAGCCAGGGUUCUUCGCAAUUCUGGUCGCAGUCGCAACAGUCAUUUUCACAGGGCACGUCAAUGUCUCAGCUCUCACAGAAUUCUCAAGAGGAAAUUAUGACAAAUGAACACAGAUUUGGUUCUCAAGACAACUCGUUGAAGAGGAUUUCUUGCUUGGCGCCUGUUACUUACACGCGAGAAGAUAAUCAGAUGCCAAUGUCGAGAUCAUCCAACAACGUUAUCCGCAGAUGGAGUUCAACUUCUGCUCCAGAUAAUAGAUGCCAUGUCAAUGAGGAACUUGAACACAGAAUCGGACUGAUGGAAACUUCAUUAAACAGGUUGGGAAUGGUCCUAGAAUCUGUUCAGAGCGACGUCAUGCAAGUUAACAAAGCAGUUAAAGAAGUAUCACUGGAGAUGGGUGGUAUACGGCAAAAAAUGAUUGUUCAUGAUAACUCCUUGCAGUUGGUGCUCAAGGGAGAGGAUGAUAUCAAAGCCAGUCUUGAUGUAAAUCUGAAGGCUAUAUCUGAUCAAUUGAGAAAGGAAUCAAAUCAGCACAAAUUAGAUAAGAUUGAAUCCUCACUUUCAGCGCUGCCUGUUCAAAUCGAGACACGACUAUUGAAGCUCCAAAAUGAACUUUAUCAGACCUUCAUCAAAGAAAUGGCUAUUAUCAGUAGCAUGAAGCCUCUCAAUGAGAACCAUCAACCGCGUGCUGUUCAGCCACCAAAGAGGAAAAGCUGCAUCGCUACCCCAUCCCUAAAAAAGCAGCAACCCUUUAUGGAAAAUCCAGUUGCACCUCCGAAGUUCUGUACGAGGAGGGGGUUGAUUCCGAAUAUAGAAGUAGAGAAGCCGUUAAAACCAAAAACAGUGGCUUUCACUGAUACCAAACAUACUAUAGAGCUCAAACAGGAAGAAGUUACUAUCAUGAAACAGGAACAAGAUUGUAGAGUACUCAUCGAAUCAGAUGAGGAGAUUGAUGGAGGCUUUUCCUUCUUGCUUGAGGAAAAGGAAAUAGGCAAGGGGAACCACUUGAUGGAAGAUGCGAGGGAAGAGACAAAACGGAUUAUAAAGAAAGCAAGGAGGAGAAGGAGACAAUGCUGUAACCCUAUAAUUCUAGUUUGAAGACCAAAUUGCAGCCACGCAGUUGGCGGAGCACGAACGGCCACCAAAGAUCAGAUUGAUUGGGCAAUUCCAACGUUCGAUUGAUACAUUCCGAACCAUCUACCUUUCUAUUAUUUGAACCAUCCAUUUGGUGGCCAACUAAUCAAACGGUCGAGAUCAUCCCUUCUCUGUAGUUCUCAGCCUAUGAUCCAUAAUUGUCACCAGGAUUUGGACGGUUUGAAUUUAAGCAAAUUCGUGCCAGGUACUGGUGACUCAUCAUCCAUUAUGCAAAUGCAGACCAACCAAAUCAAUGGCCACGAUGGUGGAAUCACAACUAUCAGCGCAAGCAGCUGUCCAGUGUCGGGUGGGACCCAAUGUUGGAUGGGAGAUCUUAGAAUAAAUCUCCCCCCAUUAGAUCAUCCUAAUCAUUUGAGUAGUCCCCAUUACAUGUAUGUCAUUGGUUACUCUCGUCCAUUUUCAAUAAAAGGCUAGGAUCAUCUAA